AUGCCUCCACGACGCUCGCACCAAAAGUCGCGCCGCGGCUGUCUGACCUGCAAAUACGGUCACAUUAAAUGCGAUGAGAGCGGGCCCCCGUGUGGCCGCUGCAAACUGAGAGCAACGACAUGCGAGUAUGCGAGCCCCGGGUUAGGCCUUCGGCAGCCGCAAGCUCUGCCUUUAAAUCACGAUGCUUCCUUACCCACUAAGCAAGAUCCCGACCAAGAGCAUCUGGAGGAGCCGCUGUUUCCAAAGGACCAUCGCUUGCUGGAGCUUCAACUCAUGCACCGGUGGUCGACGGUGACCUACAAGAGCUUGCGAAGCAAGGUUGCGGGAGAUGACUAUAUUUGGCAGAUUGCGGUGCCGCGGUGGUCGCUGCAGCACGACUUUCUGCGGACUGGUCUGUUCGCUCUCUCCGCCUUCGAGGUGGCCAGCCGCUCUACAGGAGCUGAUCGAGCGAAAUACCUCGAGGCAGCCGUGGAGUAUCAGACCCUUGCGCUGAGUGACUUCCGCCAUCAGCUUCAGCACCAAGGCAUUGAUCCCCAAAGUUGUGAAACCGUCCUGUGCUUUUCACUGAUGCUCAUGGUGCUCGCCUUGGCCUCGUCUCAGUUCAUAACGGACUUGGCAGGUGACCGCCAAGGCGACAGCAUGGUGCUCAACACGAUCACCCACUUCGAGCUGCUGCGCGGAUGCGGCACCGUUCUCGGCGAUAACGCAGAGCAAUUCCUGGCGCAGAAUUCCUACGCUCAGAAACUCACGCCUUUUGAAAAGUUAACACGGAUGCCGCUCGAUCCAGACACAGCGGUGGCAAUGUCGAAAUUGAAUUCGGUCAACGAGAGAAGGAUUCUAUCCACCGUGGGCGACUCCUACGAGCAUCGGGCCCAGCAUGUCGCACACUUUGAAGCGUGCAGGAAGGCAAUAACUCUGCUUGAAGAGUGCUUUGCCAAAUGCGUCGGCCACGACGACGACCAUCAGGGCUACAUCUUGGGAUGGCUGAAUAUGGCGGGCGAGGAGUAUAUUCACGCCAUCAAAGGCAAUGACCGCGUUGCACUGCUGGUGUUGAUGUAUUGGGGCUCGCUGGUCGAGAAACUUAGCCAUCAAGUUUGGUGGGCAAGGGAUUUCGGGAGGCUGUUGGUGGAGGAGAUAUCUGGGACAAUGUGUGGAGAAGCAGACGCAUUGACAACGGAUAUCGUCUCAUCGGCACAAAAGAUGAUUGUACGGCAAUCUGAUGACAAGGCUGACGCAGCAUAG
Molecule: messenger RNA, 1242 nt
Organism: Cladophialophora psammophila CBS 110553
Lineage: Eukaryota; Fungi; Ascomycota; Eurotiomycetes; Chaetothyriales; Herpotrichiellaceae
Exons: 1
Coding region: 1-1242 (413 amino acids)
Biological process (GO): regulation of transcription by RNA polymerase II
Molecular function (GO): zinc ion binding; DNA-binding transcription activator activity, RNA polymerase II-specific
Source: RefSeq, a predicted model, not a curated record